Hyla sarda is the source of this 1356-nucleotide messenger RNA. RefSeq names its product C-type lectin domain family 10 member A-like. The record is from RefSeq and is a predicted model, not a curated record. The transcript has 6 exons. The coding region runs from base 76 to 1197 and encodes 373 amino acids. Lineage: Eukaryota; Metazoa; Chordata; Amphibia; Anura; Hylidae.
AUCAGGAGCAGAGAAGGAACAGAGAGCAAGAAGCGGGCACAGAGCGGGCACAGAGCGGGCACAGAGCAGAGGAGAAUGGAUGACCAAGAACUCAUGGACCUUUUCUGGAACCAGAAGAGAUUUGUGGUGGCACAUUGGGACCCAGGGGUUGGCGUGUGUGCCACAUCUUCACCGGUCCUGUUUGGUGACAGGGACAGACGUGUCAGCUCUAACCUGCUGAUCUGCCCAGAUGUGGAGGUCCUGUGCCAGACACCAGAGAGGGCACAGAACGCCGAAAACCAGAUCAUAGAAUCCAACAACAGAGGAUUCUUCUUGAGGUUCGGAGCCGGGUCCUCGGCCCAGCGCCAUCUGCUGGUAGGAAGCGCAGUCCUGAUCGUGGCACUGCUGGCUGUAAGCAUGGUACUGCUGUCCCUCUAUCUACAGGACAACGUCCAUCUAGACACUGUCUAUAAAGAAAGGGAUAGUCUGUGCCUGAACCGAAGCCGCAGCAUGGCGGAUAUAGAAAACCUGCGAGAAAACACCCUGGUCCUGGCCAGGAACCUGUCAUCAGUGAUGGACACCGUCUCCUCCACAAGGGAACAAACCUUGUCCGGGCUGAUCCAGAACCAGACAGAAAUCCUGCAGGAGAUGGAAAUACAAGGGCGGCUCUACCAGAUGGAGCUUCAGCAAUACAUGGACCUCCAAGGGAGGAUGCAGAAAAUCAGCAGAAGUUACCUGUCCAUCCCCCAGGAGAGUCCUCUGCUGCAGAACUGCCAAGGCACCGUUUGCCCGUUUUGCUCAGCGGGGUGGCAUUUCUUUCAGAUGUCCUGUUACCUACUUUCGUCACAGACAAGGAAUUGGCAGGAGAGCUUACACUGGUGCCGUAAGCAGGGGGCGCACCUGGUGGUGAUUGGCAGCCAGGCGGAGCAGGAAUUCCUGCAGAAGGUGGUGAAGAUGUCGUCCUGGAUCGGCCUAUCUGACCGGGAUAUGGAGGGAAAGUGGCAAUGGGUGGAUGGAACUCCCUAUAACGCAACUCCAAAGUUCUGGUUUCAGAAGCAGCCCGAUAACUUAGGAAAUGAAGAUUGUGCGGUUCUUUUCCGGGGAUCAAUGUGGACCGAUGAAAAAUGCCGCAAACUAUACAGUAGCGUCUGCCAGUACAGUGCCGGGGAACUCCGACUCCCUGUGGAUGGGCUUCAUGAUGUACUACUAGGCCCCUGACUGAGGGUCAUGGUGUCACCUACCAACAACAUACAAGACAACUGACUGUCGGCCAUUAUCUAUGGCACGGCUCGAUUGUUGGCAGAUGUCACCGAAAUUAUCAACAAUAGGAGACCUGUCCGCAAAUCUGGUGCCAAGCUAAUAAAUGUAUUUUCUUCU